Scophthalmus maximus (turbot) is the source of this 993-nucleotide messenger RNA. RefSeq names its product ITPR interacting domain containing 1 (gene itprid1). Bases 250 to 993 code for a protein of 247 amino acids. Lineage: Eukaryota; Metazoa; Chordata; Actinopteri; Pleuronectiformes; Scophthalmidae. The transcript is spliced from 3 exons. Gene Ontology annotation, molecular function: signaling receptor binding. The record is from RefSeq and is a predicted model, not a curated record.
UUAAACACUAAUGAUGCAGGGUGUCUGUCACUGGCCGUUGUUGGCUCAGGCCGUGGAGACAGCUCCUCCACAGAUAGCCUUAACAACCAGUCAUAUUUACCUGGCAAGUAAGCCUCAUCUCCCCGUCUGCACAGCACAGUUUGCAUAGAAAGUGACCAGAUAAGGGGCAGGUAGGUUAUUGCAAUGCUUGACAGCUGCACAGAAAAUACGAAUCAGUGGAGAGCAGCUGCAGCAUAAAAGGUUGACAACAUGUUGGACAGGGUUAUGACCGGGAGCAGAAAUGUGAUGGAUGUGCUCAACCUGUGGAAUGAAGACCCAGAGGAGCUUCUCUUGGACCUGGGCUUCGGCUGUGACGAACCGGACCUGUCAGGACGCAUUCCAGCUCGUUUCAUCAACUAUCAAUCUCAGGCAAGAGGAAUAAACCUCCAGGUGUUUUUGGAGGCCCAGGAGAACCGACUAGACCUUGAGAACCCAGAUGUCAGCCAUCGUUUUAGACAACUCGAGGUUCUCCAGCAGGUAACUACAACACUCCGCUCCUUGGUGGUGUCUUCCUCCUCCACCUCUGUCAGAGCGCGGGUGGGAAAAACCCUGCCCCCCGAGGCCCGGGAGAGGAGGAGGCGCAUUGGUAUUCUGUUCAGACGGGCAUUAAAAAAGUCACACAGCCAAAUCCACGGCCACAAAACCCAGGACCUUACCACUUCUCAAUGUUCUGCACCGGAGUCGCUGCAAACUCAACCCAGCCUUGGAGACCACAAACUCCCCUUACAAAGAGUCAAACCUGAACUUUUGGAGUGUCUGAGUCCUCUGGCGGAGGAUCGGGGAGCUGGUCCAAACCCUCAACUACAGCCUCACAGCCAGGAGAGAUUACUCAGUCCUGGGCCACUGAGGGAAGGUCCCUCCCUUACAGCCAACACUUAUUUACAGAGGGAGAUGAGUCCAGGGCUGGCAAGUGAUUCGAUUGGAAUGGAAAAGGCAAGUCAAAAGCAAUACUAA